Chenopodium quinoa (quinoa) is the source of this 726-nucleotide messenger RNA. RefSeq lists its product as uncharacterized. NCBI's taxonomy places the organism in Eukaryota, Viridiplantae, Streptophyta, Magnoliopsida, Caryophyllales, Amaranthaceae. The transcript has 4 exons. Bases 1 to 726 code for a protein of 241 amino acids. The record is from RefSeq and is a predicted model, not a curated record.
AUGGAGAAGCGUGUACGAGAUGAGACUGAUGCGAAUGCAAAGUUCUCAAAGUAUAUUAGGAGACUUGCUAGUGGAUUUAAGAUUGAGAAGGAAUUUCAGAAGUUAUACACAGACACAAAGUUUCAAGAGGUCCAAACGGAGUGUACCAGAAUGAUGUAUUGUUAUCCACGUGAGGAGACUUGGGUAUCAACCAAUUUAAUUCAUUAUGUCCUUGAGGACCGUGUUUGGAUAGUCCCAGAAGGAAUGAGUGAGGAUGUAAUCACUGAUAGGCGCUGGUUUUAUAGUGCAACAUUCAACACGGACACCAAGGAGGUUUUGUGUGAUUGCCGCAAAUUUGAAACGCACGAAAGAUACAUUGUUAGUCGUUGGCAUAAGGAUAUACUAAGAAAGCACACACAGGUGAAGGUGUGGUACCAUGACCCAAAUAAGACAGCCGAGGUCAUAAGAUACAACAAAUUUAUCCAUCCAUUUGAACCAAUAUGUGAAGAGGCAGCUAUGGUAAACGAUGAAACGGUUGACAAGGUGUUAACAACUCUCGAAAAUUUGGGUCUGAUUGUCAGAAAUGUGAUUUCCUUGCUUUUGUAUUGCCGUAGAAAUUGUUUAUAUAUACAACCUAUAAUUGGACAAUAUGUGAUUUUGCCUAUUAAUGGGUUGUUAUAUGCUGUGUAUAAGAAAGAAUGUGAUUGGUUAAGUUCUGCUUGUGAUUGUGAACGAUAUUUUGCUUAA